UAACAAUUUUGUUCGAAAAAGAUGGCGUUUCUGAUGAAGUAUUCGAAUGUCCUUGGGCGUUUUAACACAAUCCAACGACUGAUAACUGCUUCAAAGAGCACAACAGCAAUACCUAGCUCUGAUGAUCAGGCUCCAAGACCAUUCUCUGAUAUGCCAGGGGACAGUGGCUGGCCUUUUAUUGGUGUGGUUGGCAUGCUAGCAAAGUUAAUUAACGGAAAAGUCGGAAAAGAGUCAGUGUUUCAUGAAAUCCAUACCAAACAUGGCUCGAUUGUAAAACUAAAGUCAGUGGGUAAUCAAUGGCUUGUGUUUGCCAAUGAACCCGAUGCAGUUCAAGAAAUGUUCAAAGCCGAAGGGAAGUACCCAUCACGCAAUUACUAUUAUGAAAGCACAAUCAACAACAUUCACAAAAUGAAUAACUGGCCGUCCCCCAUGGUGUUCGCCCACGAGGAGGACUGGAAGAGAAUUCGUUCGGCUACGAGUAAGCAAGUGAUCCCCAGGAGGGUUGGUAACCUCACUCCCCCUGUGUGUGACGCCACUGAUGACCUCCUGAACCAAAUGACGAAGAUGUCCUCCGAGAAUAAUGGCCGCAUUGAGGAUGUGAUGCAUCUCAUCACCAAGUGGGCUUUCCAAAAUACUGCCUGCUUUGUGUUUGGAGAGAAUAUCGAUGUGUAUAACACAACAGACCCCAUUCAUCAGGAGUUCAUCGUAGCAGGCUUAGAGUUCAUCAAACAAAUCAGUUUGCUGAAACCCUUACCCAUUUAUGAUUACUUUCCCUCGCUAGCAUACCGGAAGUUUAUUCAAGCUACACGACGAAUGCGAGAGUUGGGGAAGCAGAUAAUGGAGAAGAAGGUGGUUGCUCUGAGUGAGGACAUAGCGAGGGGUGUGGUGGAUGAGACGAGGGCCGUGGGGAUUCUGGAGCAGUGGCUCAUUGAAGGGAAGCUAGAACCAGAGGAUGCUCUCACUCAGGCUUGUGACUUUCUCUCUGCUGGUUUAGAUACGACCAAGAACAGCAGUACAUUCCUUCUGUAUGAGCUUGCCAAGCAACCAGCACUGCAAGACCAACUGUGUGCUGAGAUCAGGACUGUUCUUGGUGACAAGGUCAAUCCAUCCUGGGUGGACUUACAGAACAUCCCCCUCGUCCGCUACUGUCUCAAGGAGACCCUCAGAAUGUAUCCCGCUAUACAAAGUAACAUUCGACAGAUUCAAUUGGAUGGUGUCAUCAGUGGAUAUGAAGUUCCUGCUGGGACUAUGGUAUUUGCCACCAAUGCAUUAAUGUCACGCAGUACGGACUACUUUGAUGAGCCAGAUAAGUUCAUUCCUGAGAGGUGGAAUAAGAAGAACAAGGAGGACUCUAUUCAUCCGUUUAUCUCUCUACCCUUUGGGUUCGGACAGAGAGCAUGCUAUGGGCGUCGUUUAGCUGAGCUGGAGAUAUAUGUCCUCCUCACCAAGCUCAUCCCCAGAUUCACCCUCUCCACUGACCAAGACUCCAUUGCUCUGUUUCAGGGAACAGGUCUCAGGCCAACCAAACCCAUCCCCAUUACUAUUAAGGAGAGAUCACUGUGACAGUCUUUAUAAUACCCAUGUUACGAAGUUUUUCUGAUUAUUUGAUAAUAAUUACUCAUUCGUUAAUUCAUAGAAUUUUAGUGGCUUUCACAUGCUGUAUCCUAUAGUAAUUUUGUUUUAAUAAUUAUAAUGAUUCUUUUACUGA
Halichondria panicea is the source of this 1708-nucleotide messenger RNA. Its product is annotated as cytochrome P450 10-like. The transcript is spliced from 9 exons. NCBI's taxonomy places the organism in Eukaryota, Metazoa, Porifera, Demospongiae, Suberitida, Halichondriidae. The coding region runs from base 22 to 1563 and encodes 513 amino acids. The record is from RefSeq and is a predicted model, not a curated record. Gene Ontology annotation, molecular function: heme binding; oxidoreductase activity, acting on paired donors, with incorporation or reduction of molecular oxygen; monooxygenase activity.